Messenger RNA from Spea bombifrons (plains spadefoot toad), 1129 nucleotides. RefSeq names its product pulmonary surfactant-associated protein A-like. Gene Ontology annotation, cellular component: rough endoplasmic reticulum; multivesicular body. The record is from RefSeq and is a predicted model, not a curated record. The transcript is spliced from 6 exons. NCBI's taxonomy places the organism in Eukaryota, Metazoa, Chordata, Amphibia, Anura, Pelobatidae. The coding region runs from base 156 to 965 and encodes 269 amino acids.
GCGUGCCGUGUUCUGCGCUGGCUCUCUGAAGAGCCAGGACCUUCUCAACGUACAUCAGAAGGUCACCUUGGAGUUUAUUAAACACAGAGUUUCUAACUAUCGAGUGAGGAGCUAGUGGAAUAAAUAUAUCUCAAGAGGCCGGACGAAAGCAGACAAUGCCUCGUUAUCUAAAAGUACUAACGUUGGUGGCGGCGGCUCUGGGCUUUUCAUGUUGCAAGCUUUCCGAGACACCCACCUGCUCAGUUGUACAAGGGCUUCCGGGUCUUAAUGGAAGAGAUGGACGAGACGGGGUCAACGGUCAAAAAGGCGACCAAGGACCAAUGGGGCAAACUGGGCCUCCUGGUUUAAGAGGCAUCAACGGACCCCCAGGUAAAAUAGGACCUCCGGGUCAGAAAGGAAUCCAAGGAGCAAAAGGAUCGAUUGGUUUACCAGAUGUUUCUAUGGCUACAAAAGUCUCAUACUUGGAAAACAAAAUUGCCCAACUAGAGAAGAGUAUCGCAGUUCUCAAACAAGAUACAUCAGCAUUGUUGGAUCAGCAACUCCUUCGCCUGUCACAGCUAAAUCACGGCAUAUCCAGACUGGAAGGAGUUUUUAUGAUGGAAGGAAAAAUGAAAUCAGCGGGAAAAAAGAGAUUCGCGACCAACGGAAAGGUACUGGAUUUUGAAGCCUCUAAAAAAACAUGUGAAGCUGCCGAUGGACAACUUGCCACUCCUAUGAACGACGAGGAGAACGACGCCAUCUUGGAUAUCGUGAAACAACACAACACUUACGCGUAUUUGGGAAUCAGGGAGGGAAAAAUACCCGGGGUUUUCCAUUACCUAGACGGGCUUCCGGUUACCUACACUCUUUGGAGCCCAUCUCAACCUGGUGGGAACGGAGCAGAAAAAUGCGUUGAAAUGUAUACCGAUGGGACCUGGAAUGACAAGCCGUGCAACUAUUACCGUCUCGUCAUUUGUGAGUUCUAAAUUGGUAGAAAAAAAUCAAGUCGCCCAAAUGUAUCUCGUAAAUACAUUUCUGUUCUUGGCGUAUAUUAUUCUAACGCAGACCAUAUUGUGGGAUCAACAUCUUUUGUUAUAACAAAAUGUAUAAAAUACUACAUUUUUUAUACUCUUGAACAAUAAAAUAAAAA